This is a messenger RNA of Daldinia loculata, 1206 nucleotides long. Its product is annotated as peptidase M76 family-domain-containing protein. The record is from RefSeq and is a predicted model, not a curated record. The transcript has 2 exons. NCBI's taxonomy places the organism in Eukaryota, Fungi, Ascomycota, Sordariomycetes, Xylariales, Hypoxylaceae. Gene Ontology annotation, molecular function: metalloendopeptidase activity. Gene Ontology annotation, cellular component: extrinsic component of mitochondrial inner membrane. The coding region runs from base 243 to 1073 and encodes 276 amino acids. Gene Ontology annotation, biological process: mitochondrial proton-transporting ATP synthase complex assembly; mitochondrial protein processing.
GGAACCCCCAGCCGAGAUCGGAAAUUCUAAAAAGGCUGAUCCGGAACCCGACCUUGCCCCUACCUAUUAGCCCAUACCUAAAGGUACCUAUUCCGUUAUUCCGCGCUAGAUCUAACGGACCGCAAAAAGAUCGCGAGUUAGCUGCUUACCCGGACCUGGAAAUUGACAGCCGUCAUUCCAAUAAAGUUCACACACCUUGUCUGAACUUUCCAACGGCAACAGCAAAUCCAUUCCAUUCCAUAAUGUCGUCACAACCGCAACCGUCAGAACAACCCUCGAAACCCCCUCCAUCCCCCUCCCCCUCCUCUUCCUCCUCCUCAACAACAACAUCCCCACCCGCAUCCUCAGGCGCGCUCCCGCGUAACCUCGAAAACGACCCAGCACGAACCGGCUUCGACCCACAGACAGCAUGGUGGGUCAACUACUUCAAGAUCCUAACGGGCGGCGUGACCGACGAAGGCGUAUUCCACUACCGCGAGUGGCGGUACCGCGUGCACGAGGAGCGUGACUGCAAGCGCUGCGAAGAGUAUCGGGACUGGGCGUUUGCGCACUCGCCGACCGUGCGCUUCAUGCGCGAGAAGGUCGAGGCUCUGAACGGACGUCUCGACAAGGACAACGUCGUGUGCCGCCGGUGUCCCGCCCGCCUCACAGACGACGGCCAGGUCCAUCGGUCUUCUGGCGGGUUCAGUCCCGACCAUGGCAUUUUGAUAUGUGCCAAUGAGGUCCGGAAUCGUGGGCACUUAGAGGAUACCCUGGCUCAUGAGAUGGUGCAUGCUUGGGACCAUUUAAGGUGGAAGGUCGACUGGAUGGGCGAUAAGGACUUGAAGCAUUCGGCUUGUACAGAGAUCCGAGCAGCAAUGCUGAGCGGCGAGUGUAGAUGGGCUAGGGAGGCCUGGACGAGAGGGAACUGGAAGUUAACGCAGCAGUUCCAAGACUGUGUGAGGAAACGGGCAGCGCAAUCCGUCUUAGCUCGGCCGCGAUGUAAAGACGAUGUACAAGCAGUCAAAGUGGUGAACCAAGUGUGGGACUCAUGUUUCUCGGACACCCGGCCCUUCGACGAGGUCUACAGAUGAGCGAAACCGAUCGAAAACUCGCUUUCGGGCAAACGCUGUAUCUAUCACCUGUACUAUAAUUACCCUCCCGUCGGGAGUCUAGCCAGGCGGCGAACAAGGUCUGCGUUUGUAACUUCAAAUGAUGGUACGCAAU